AUGACUUUCGAUAUCAAUGGAGUUGCUUAUAAACUUAAGUGUCCAGAUCCUACUUAUUUCUGUAACACUAUGGAGUAUAGUUCAAAGAAGUUCCAAAAUUAUGAAGAUGUUUUUCAUGCGACAGAUAAGCUCAAUGUAGAACCUAAAAAUGUGGUUGUUGGCUUGAAACCAAUUGAAUCAAAGACUGGACUCAUUAUCACUGUUGUUACGUUAACAGUUUUAGGUGUUAUUGCACUUGCUUUGUUCUUAAGUUUGUGUUGUUGUUUCAGAGAUCAACAUAAAACUAAAAACAGCAAAAAGUCAAAGAAGAAACACUUGAAAACAAGUUCUUCUUCAUUUUCAUCUUCAUCAUGA
Trichomonas vaginalis G3 is the source of this 354-nucleotide messenger RNA. RefSeq lists its product as uncharacterized. NCBI's taxonomy places the organism in Eukaryota, Parabasalia, Trichomonadida, Trichomonadidae. The transcript has a single exon. The coding region runs from base 1 to 354 and encodes 117 amino acids. The record is from RefSeq and is a predicted model, not a curated record.